CUUGCAUUCCUUCAUUGAGCUGCGAGAUGAAAGUGUGUUCAAAUCUCAGCGAGGGAAGAGUGGAGGUCUGAAUUUAUAUUUAAAGCUUCCAAGACCAUAAGGAUUCAUAGGAGAGACGGAAAGUGCUGCUAAAUAUGAGUUGCCAAGACGUCUGCUAAUUCUCCAUGGCAGCUGCACAGGCUUUACGUCAGGCCUGUAAUUCUGGUAACCAGCUCAGUUUUCAUCCUUUCGCCUCAAAGUCGGUCUCGUACAAGUGUGACAUGGGCAGUGUCAGCAGCUUGAUUGAAAGGCAAGAUUUCUCCCCGGAUGAUUUAAAGCUGGAUUUUAAGCCCCUCCAAGAAUCUCACAGCCCUGGAAACUUUCUGAAGAGAGGCCUGCACCAACGGGAACUACUGACCUACCUGAACAUCACAAAGAAAGAUGGCAGAAGUGCCAAGAAGUUUCCCUCUGGACUGGCAUUCAGAAGAGAGCACAGUGUGGAUGGAGGGGAGAAUGAGUAUCCUGUCUUAUACCACAAAGAUCGCAGGGGGGCAGAUUUUAGCAAGACAUCUCUCCCAGAAAGAGGGCGCUUUGAAAAGUCUCAGUAUGGCCCUUCAGGCUUAAGGUCAUCAAAUGUAAAGAACUUUAUGUCAAUGCAGAGUUUGUGUUCAUCUAGUGGCCACAAAUUAUCCAAAAGCAAUGGCAGCUUGAAUACUCUGGGCAGUAUGAACAGCCCGCCCCGUCGUGGACCUGUAAAAUCAAACAACCGCAACCAUCACAAUCAUCAAGAAAGUGAAAAUGAUGAUGAUAGCCUGUCUGACUCAAGGCAAAACUCCAUCAACAGCUUUAACACGUACAGUCCGGGAUUUAGUGUAGCAAAGGGCCAGAUAAGCUCUUCAAUGGGACAUAUAAAUCAUAUUGGAGGGUCACUAGACCGAGCUUCACGGGUGGCUAGAGACUCCACAUCUGGUGAGAAGACUCCUCUAUCAUGCAAGAGCAUGGCUGCAUUAAGCCGACUGCAGUGUUCAGGGGAACCACCUCCACCCUAUGAGUAUUCACAGUCCGUGGAAGAUGUUGCUCGCCAGCUGGAGGAAAAGCUGCAUGACAAAGGGAUGGAGACAAGGAGAACCCCAAGUGACAGUGAGGACCCCUUUACUAAGGUGUUUGAAGACAAGCGUCGGCUAUGGAUGGAGGAGCUGGAUGAGCUGAAACAGAUGUAUAUGUGUAAGCUACAGCAAAUCUCACAGCAGGCCCUACGCAGUCAACGAGCCCUGCAACUGCAGCUGUACAAAGUGCAACAGGAGAAGAAGCGUCUACAGGAAGAGCUUAGCUCACUGCGUGGGGAGUGUGAUGAGCUGAGGCAAAAACAGUCCCAGCCUGAAAAUCUCAGCCCCAAGCUGGAAGAGUCCAAGUGGGAGAUUUCUCAGAAGGCUGGUGAGAUCUCUCUUCUUAAGCAACAACUAAGAGAUUCACAGGCGGAGAUUACUCAGAAAUUAGGAGAGGUCUUCAAUCUUAAAACAAAACUUCGAGAGGCAAACGCUCUAGCAAAGGAUAAAGAAAAGGAGGCAGCAGAUCUGGCCUUACAUCUUCAGGCAGUUCAAGAUAUGAAUCGCCAAACCUCAGCUGACUCACCAAAAGUGACUUGCGGGAAUCCAUGUAGUGACAUAGAUGAUUCAAGGGGGAGGUGUUUGAGAGACAGCUCAGAGUCUGUAGAUCUAGAGAGGCUAAGGGCUGAGCUGAUGCUGGAGAGGCGUCAGAAUGAGGCACAAAUUCUGACUUUUGAGACUGAACGUAAAGUCUGGAAGGAGGAAAAAGACAAGGUACUGAAAUACCAAAAGGAGAUACAGGCAAGCUACCUGGAAAUGUAUCACCGCAAUCAGACUCUUGAAAGACAGUUACAAGAGCUAAGACAGACAUCUGGACAGUCUCCAACCACUCCUUCAGUUUGGAUGAAUGCUGUUGAAACCUUUCAAAGUUAAUCUCAGAUCAAUGAAGUGUGGUAUGUGCUGCUUGCAGGAGUGUACAGACUAUUGUGAGAUAAUGUAAGCAGCUAUGUUACGUGGUGAGACAACCUGCGAAGAUUUAACUGAUCCUCACAAGUGGAAUUACUUUGUCAAUUUUUUAUGGUUUCACCUGUGUGCAACUUAAGCACUCUUCUAUUGAUAGCAUUAAAUAGUCCAUAUCAAAGUUUCCACUUCUGUGCUGCCAUAAUAAUGAUAUUGGUAUGGUCAUACUAACCCUGUCUCCAAACUCCAGGUCUAAUACCUUUUUAUUUAAUUAAUUUUAUAAUGAUUAAAUGGAUCAGAGUUGUACAAUCAUGUACAAAAAGUUGUACGUUUUGCUGAAAUUGGUGUUUAACUUAAAUACUCCAAGUUGGUAGUGGAAAAUAUAUAAUAUUUUUUCAAAGUAGAUUUUAGGAUUAGAUAUUAAUCUGUUGGCCGCCAAAGAUUGCACUGUCCUUUGGUUACCAAGUGGUUAAAGGAUAUGUGUCUGCUGUAUGUGUGUGUGUGUCCCUGAAGCACUUUAUCUCGUGACCGUUUGACAUCUGGCAGCUUUUUGCAAAUGCUUUGCUUGCCCUAAUUUUGAGACCAUCAUAUUCGAUGUGAGAUAUGUGAAGACAAACCUAAACAUUUAGGAGCUUUAGAAAAUUUACAUUAAAGUGAAGUGAAAUAAAUAGGUUAUUGAUAUCACCAUCAUAACGCAGGUUUGGCAAAGACCAUAAGAUAUACUCUUAUAUGUUUUGUGUACAAGUGUUAUCAACUUCUUAUAAUUUAUUGACUUGCAUUGCUAAGCAAGAAACAAGUCGCUGUAGGUAUACUAUGUAACUGCUAUGCACAUGGUCUGUUUGUGUCCACUGAAGUAAUUUGCCCCAGCUUUAAUAACAGUCGGGAAAAGUAAGAGGCCAAAGAAGAUUUUUUUUAAAUCCCUUGCAAGGCAGGUAAAGAUAUUUUAGAAAUAAAAGCAAUUGCAGCAAAAAAAUAUUUACUUCUAUAUAAGCAAAGUUCAUGUGCAGAAUAUAUACAACAAACGCAGGAAUGAGCUUGGUGCAGAGAAGAGAAGUGAUCUGUGUUUCAUAUGGGGAGCUGUAGAAUAGCAAUGCGGGAUAGGGAAGGGGUGCAUAUAUAAAUUAUUGUGCUCCCCAUGGGCAUAAGGUUGGACAACCAUGGUUUAAUUCCAUAUCUGUGACUAAGUCAGCUACAUUAAGUUGUGCAGGACACAGAGUUGGUUUGUUGAGCUUUUAAAUCAGGAUUAAUGCAGAUAGCUGCAUAACGUACUCUAAACCAUGAGCAUUCAAUGUUUGUUACACAUUCAUAACUGACAUGUCAGUGUGUCAGCUAAAUCUGAAGCUAAAAUGUUGUCCCUUACAUGAGCAAUGUACAGCAUUUUGACCAGUAAACCCUUAAAGGGACAUGAAACCCAUUUUUUUUUCAUUCAUGAUAUAGAAAAAGCAUGCAAUUUUAAACAACUUUCUAAUUUACUUCUAUUAUCUAAUUUGUUUUAUUCUCUUGAUAUUCUUUGCUGAAAAGCAUAUCUAGAUAGGCUCAGUAGCUGCUGAUUGGUUGCUGCACUUAGAAGCCUCAUGUGAUUGGCUCACCCAUGUGCAUUGCUUUUUCUUCAACUAAGGAUAUCUAAAAAAUGAAGCAAAAUAAAUAAUAGAAGUAAAUUGUAAUGUUGUUUAAAUUUGUAUUCUCUUUCUGAAUCAUGAAAGAGAAAUUUUGGGUUUAGUGUCCCUUUAAGGAUCAAACAACAAAAACUCCAUAGGCUUUAUUUAAAGCUCCAAACAUUGGCUACUACUUCAUGUGCCAGUUUCUUUUACAGAAGUCCAGGACCACAAUUCCCUGCCAUAUACCCAAACUAUACCUCUGAACUGAUCAGUUUACACCUAGGACUACCCAACUCUCAGGAUUGCCCCCUGUCCAGGAUUUACCCAUAUAAUUCGGGUUUCCAUUUGUGUGUCCGGGUUUGGUGGGAAACAGCCAUAGCCAGAAAGUUGAUAUUGUGCACAAGCCUACAAUUAUUUCUCUCUUGCAUGUGUGUCUUUAUGUGGGAGUGUGUCUGUGCUUGUCAGUGUAUUUCUGUGUGUGGGAGUCUGUGUGAGAGUGUGUGUUAGUGUGUGUGUGAGAGCGUUAGGUUCUUUGUGUUUGUAUGUAUAUGUGAGUGUGUGUAAGUGUGAGAGGUGCAAGAGUGUGUGUGAGAUAGUGUGAAUAUCUAUGCUUUUAUACAUUGGGCCAGAUUACAAGUGGAGUGCAAAGGUUUGUGCGCUAAAAAUAAGGGUUUUAUCAAGGGUGUUUGCGAGUGUCGGGUUUACCACUGGUUGAAAGUAAACAUGAUUGCUUGACCGCAACCACAGUUAAUGCUAGAAUGAUUACCACGUCCUCAGAGCUCUGGUUAACUUUCCAAAAACAAAAAAGUGUCACAAAAAACAUAAAAAAUACAUUACAUAGUACACUUACACUAAUAAUAACACCAUCUAAUAAAAAGUUUUCUAAAGAAAUAUUGCACACAAAAGUUAAAAAGGCUCAAAGAUAGAGGUCUUGGGGGGGGGGGGGUUGCAUAUAUAAGUGCAUUGGAGGCCUUUGCAGUCAAGUAGAUGAAAACAUGUAAAAGCAUAUUUGUGCAAUAUUCAUAUUUAAUAAAGUGUUAUUCUGUGUAUUUUCUGUAAAUAUUUUACAUUCCAAUGUUCUGCACAUAGGGGAAUAUGUUCUAUGUAUUUAUAAAUAGAUAUUCCUAUAUAUAUAUAUAUAUACACACACACAAAUAUAUAUAUACUGUAUAUAGGUAUAGAGAUAUAUAUUGUACCAAAAAAUCAUCAUAUAUAUAGAAAUAUGCAGGGCCUAUGAAUACCCAAAAACUCCCCUCGCCCACCGGGCAAGUAAAUGACAAAACUUACCAGCCCGCAAGAAACUUUAGUUGCCCGUGCGUAUCUGCACGUAGUGUGUAUAUAUCUUAUGUAAAAAGGCAAUAUAAAUAGUGUUAUUGUAAUCCCAUAAAGCAUUGCAGACAGAUGUCCCAAUUUGAAUGCCCUGCAAGCUGCUUAAUAUUUGGGACUCAAUAAAAAGGCUUUAACUUUAGAAAAUAUUUUUCUAUCACUAGGUAGAAAAAAACAGGGAUAUUAUCAUUGUAAUACUGUAUGUACGUCCACUGCUCUAUAUUGUUAUGGUAGGCAGCUUGCUCGUGUACAUUGUUCUGAAGUACUGCAGAAGACCCUGGAGUACGUCAGCAUAAUGUACGUGAGCAAACUGCCUACCAUAACUAUAUAGUCACUUUAAGCCAUACUUCAUUCAUACACAGAGAAGAAACACUCACCGCUCUAGCAGGAUGUCUUGCCGCGCAGACAACUUUAGGGGUGGGAAGUAUCAACUGACAAGGAAGAGACCAAGAGCCAUGGAGAUAAGGGGAGGUCUUUGAAUGCAUUUAACAGAAAUAACCUCCCCUUUCUACCAUCCUUUCCCUUGUGUGCGCAUAUGUGAAAGGCAAUUUGACAUUUUUUAUUAUUUCUUCUUUUAUCCUGAUUAAAAUGUCAGGUCGCCGCUCGGGCUGGUAAGCUAAAAAAUGUACUUGCCCGCAAGAAAUUUAGGUCGCCAUUGGCGACCGGACCGGUCUAUUCAUAUGCCCUGAAUAUGUAUUUAUGAAUGAUAGAACAUAUUCUUGUAUGUAAAGAACAUUGGAAUGUAAAAUAUUCAUAUUUUCAUGUCUGGUUAGGACACAUGAGAAUAUGCAAUCAGGUUUGUGCACGAGCAGGGUGUUAGUUUUUUUUCCCCCUAUUUUUUUUUUCUCCAUUCGCUUCUAUGGGGGAAUAUGUGAACAAGCAUGCGAUAUUGUAAGUUCAGCUUUUUAUGCCCGACGGGUUAGCGCACAAGCUUACUUACAACUCAUAAUAUGAGUGCAACCCAAAGCACGCAAAAAGCUUACUUCUAGAGCAGUUAACGCUCAAGCUGGAUCGUUAAUUAACUCACCACUUGUAAUCUAGGCCGUAGUGUGUACUUUGCACACAAAAAAAAACAUUUGAUGUGCUGUACAGGGCUCAAGAGGGUUCGGGUUUGGCCUGAGCUAAAGGUGGCAAACAUACCAACUCUUCCCCAGACUCUUCCAGAGUGGUCAAACUCAAGCCCGAGCCUCCCGGUCUCAGCAACAAAGGGUCUGGAUGUUGUGAGCUAUGUGUACUGAAAACUCUUAUUGCUAUCAGAAGUUUACAAAGAAAAUGUAAGAAAUUGUCUCCUAGGAUUGUUGAAAUUUUUAUGUCAGUCCCAAAGCUUCCUAAUGUAGAAACGAGAUACUCCAAUACUUACACCUCCCAUGUGCAGGACAUCUUGCAAGUUUUGGUCUGUGCUUUUCUUAUGUAUGUUAGACUUUUCUGAAGUGUAAUCAUAAUGAUCCUGUGCUUGCAUGUGAAUAGUGUUUGGAGGGUUUAGAGCAGUGGUCUCAAACUACUGGCCCUGGGGCCAUAUGCGGCCCUCAAGGUAGUUUAAUCUGGCCCUCCCUUUUUUAUUAGGUAAAUAAAUCAUUUGGCCCCAUCAAUAUUUUUAGGGUUCUAAGAGGUGAAACAAGUUGAUGUUCUAUAUAGGCACUAACAGGAUAAAUAUAAAGACAAUUAUACAUUGCCCAGUGUAGACUCCCAAAAUGCACUGCUUGGAUAAAUGUCACUUUUUAUUCAGUUUCAGAAUUAUCACUUUACUUGUCACUCACAAGAUAAAUAUACACUGUGUAUGUCUAUUGUGGACUAUAACCCGUGGGUAAAUGUCACUUCCAGUUUCUAGUAUAUAACGUUCCAGAGCACUCACCCUGUUCAAGUGGCCCCCAUGGAAGAAGAACACUUGGCCAGUGGCCCACGGAUGCAAUGAGUUUGAUAGCCCUGGUUUACAGCAUACAGUAAUAGUGGCUCUGUACCAGAAUUAUGUUGGCACCUGGCAGCUAUAGGCAUGUGGCCAAAACUUUGAAGAAAAAUCGUUUUAUUUCUGUGGUUUUUUUUUUGUUUGUUUUUUAUUUGUGGUGUUGCCAUUUUUAGUUUUAAAUGUGAACCAAUUAUUUGAAAUCACAAAUAAAUUGGAUUUUUUAUUUGU
Molecule: messenger RNA, 7040 nt
Organism: Bombina bombina (fire-bellied toad)
Lineage: Eukaryota; Metazoa; Chordata; Amphibia; Anura; Bombinatoridae
Gene: N4BP3
Product: NEDD4 binding protein 3
Exons: 5
Coding region: 165-1958 (597 amino acids)
Cellular component (GO): cytoplasmic vesicle
Source: RefSeq, a predicted model, not a curated record